GGUCGACGGGUGUGUGCUUGGAGAACUGACGGUUCUGUACUUUUUUCACCGCCUUUUCAUGUUCCCUUUCUUUUUUUUUUCAAAACAGUUGGAAACCAAAUUUGUUGGAUCAGUGGUCAACCAGGAUUAGAAGUCGUCGCCAGGUGAUCGCUAGAGAACGGUGAGACUGUGCUGGGACUAGGCAAGGUACAGUCAACAGACGACCCGUUUUGUCUCGGCUUGUGCAAAAAUCUCAAGAUAUCAUGGCUGCUCGUCAGCAAUUGGCAGCCCUAGUGUUGUCUGCCGUGUGUGCUUUGCAUGUCACUACAGGUCUGGUGAAGCUACAACCCCGGAUAAUAGGCGGCGCGCCUGUGUUUGACCGCUGCCGGGCGCCCUUCAACUGGAUGGUGGGACUACAGGCUCAGUCCAGCAGGGGUCCGGUCACCGUCUGCUCGGGCGUGCUCGUGUCAAGGACGUUGGUCGUCACAGCAGCCAGAUGUGCGCCUUACCUGUCUUUACCACAAACAAUGGCGAUCAUUGGUGAGAGAGACUUGGAAAUGACGGACCAAGACCAGCAGAACAUCCCGAUCGACAGCGUCAAAGUCCACAGGAACUACAAUCGCACUACUCUAGCCAACAACAUCGCGUUGAUCCGCCUCUCACGACCAGCUACGAUCACCCGCUGUGUCCAGCUCGCCGCACGCUACCAAGACGACCCGGAGGCCUGCAAUGACGUGGACAGUACCUGCACCAUGGUGGGCUGGGGGCCUUACACAGAGCAGAGCCGCCCGACCAACUCCCGUCUACCCAGGUCGGCCACCGUCAGGGUUUACGAUGACCUCGUCUCCAGGAUCAUCUCUAACAACGACCGCGGCUCUGACGUGUCCGCGGGCAACAGACUGGCGGAGGCGGUGGUCGAUGGAGUCAAGGCUUGUAAUCUUGACUGGGGAGGAGCGGUCAGCUGCAUGCGGAGGGGCUACCAGGUGUUGCGUGGGCUGAUCAGUGACCACAACUGCAUGACCGGCGGCACUCCCCCACCCAUCCAGAUCACAGACAUACCCACCUUCCAGAUCUGGCUGGACACUUGCCAAGAUAACUGGGACACUUGCCCGUCACAGUGAGAGAGUCUUUGUCUGUGGAUGAAAAGACGACUUUCCAUGACAGAGAGGAAUGUUUGUCUGUGGAAGAAAAGCCAACUUUUCCCAUCACAGUGAGGAAAUCUUUGUGAUUGAAAAGCCGACUUGCCUGCCACAGUGAAGGAGUCUUAGUUUGUAGAUAAGACCGUUUUUCUUAUCACAGUAAAGAGCUAUGUGGAUGAAAAGCCGUUUUUCUUUCACAGUGAGAAGUAUUUGCUGUGGAUGAAAAACUGACUUUUCUCAUCACAGUGAGGAAUUUUUGUCUGUGGUUGAAAAGCCGACUUUCCUUCACAAAGAGGAAUGUUUGCCUAAUGUUGAAAAGACGACUUUUCUUAUCACGUGAGGGAGUCUUUGUCUGUGGUUGAAAAGACGACUUUCCAUCACAGAGAGGAGAAUCUUCGUCUGUGUUUGAAAAGCCGACUUCCCAUCAUUACAGAUAACUUUUCCGGGAAACUUCUAACAUGUCACUGAUGAUGAAUAAACUACUGAGUUUUGAAAUUAAAACGUCUUUUCUUUCUCUUAUGUGUCAUUAGUAUCGAUGUUUUGAUUACUGAAGAAUGUUUAAUAGUCUUUCCAUAUUAUUUUGGUAUAUUUGUUUCUAACAAUGUCAAUAAAAGCCUGAAAGUUGUACACAAAAA
Messenger RNA from Aplysia californica (California sea hare), 1753 nucleotides. Its product is annotated as trypsin-2. The record is from RefSeq and is a predicted model, not a curated record. The transcript has 7 exons. NCBI's taxonomy places the organism in Eukaryota, Metazoa, Mollusca, Gastropoda, Aplysiida, Aplysiidae. The coding region runs from base 243 to 1100 and encodes 285 amino acids. Gene Ontology annotation, biological process: proteolysis. Gene Ontology annotation, molecular function: serine-type endopeptidase activity.